Molecule: messenger RNA, 1398 nt
Organism: Plasmodium malariae
Lineage: Eukaryota; Apicomplexa; Aconoidasida; Haemosporida; Plasmodiidae
Product: eukaryotic translation initiation factor 2 subunit gamma, putative
Exons: 1
Coding region: 1-1398 (465 amino acids)
Biological process (GO): formation of translation preinitiation complex; positive regulation of translational fidelity
Cellular component (GO): cytosol; eukaryotic translation initiation factor 2 complex
Molecular function (GO): tRNA binding; GTPase activity; GTP binding
Source: RefSeq, a predicted model, not a curated record
AUGAAUGUUAGUGAGAAGGAUAAAUUGGCUGAGCAAAAUUUAGAAACGUUAGAUGUAACUAAAUUAACACCAUUAAGUGAAGAUGUAAUAAGCAGACAAGCUACAAUAAAUUUAGGCACAAUUGGACAUGUGGCUCAUGGAAAAUCAACCUUAGUGCAUGCUAUUUCUGGCGUACAUACUGUUAGGUUUAAACAUGAAAAAGAAAGAAAUAUUACUAUAAAAUUAGGUUAUGCAAAUGCUAAAAUAUAUAAAUGCACAAACCCAGAAUGUGAACCACCUGAAUGUUAUAAAUCUUAUGAAAGUAGUAAAGAAGACGAUCCUAUGUGUCCACGAGAAAACUGUAAACAUAAAAUGAAACUAUUAAGGCAUGUUUCUUUUGUCGAUUGUCCAGGCCAUGAUAUUUUAAUGGCUACUAUGUUAAAUGGUGCUGCAGUUAUGGAUGCGGCUCUUUUACUUGUUGCUGGUAAUGAAUCUUGCCCACAGCCACAAACAUCAGAACAUUUAGCUGCUGUUGAAAUUAUGAGAUUAAAACAUAUUUUAAUUUUACAAAAUAAAGUAGAAUUAAUUAAAGAAGAACAAGCAUUAAAACAACAGAAAGAAAUAAGAAAUUUUGUUUCAGGUACUGCUGCUGAUAGGGCACCUAUUAUUCCUAUCAGUGCAGUUUUAAAAUAUAAUAUCGAUGUAGUAUGUGAAUACAUAGUUACACAAAUAAGCAUACCGAAAAGAGAUUUUAUAUCGUCCCCUCAUAUGAUUGUUAUUAGAUCUUUUGAUGUUAAUAAACCUGGAGAAGAUAUUGAAACAUUACAAGGAGGAGUAGCAGGUGGUAGUAUUUUACAUGGUGUUUUAAAAGUAGGUGAUAAAAUUGAAAUACGACCUGGUAUUAUAUCAAAAGAUGAAAAAGGAGAAAUUACUUGUAGACCUAUCAUUUCACAAAUACUGUCUAUGUUUGCAGAAAAUAAUAAUUUAAAAUAUGCUGUACCUGGUGGUUUAAUAGGUGUUGGCACACGAAUUGACCCAAUUUUGACAAGAGCGGAUCGAUUAGUUGGUCAGGUAAUUGGUCAUUUAAAUAAAUUACCAGACUGUUUUGCAGAAAUUGAAAUUUCUUAUUAUUUAUUGAGAAGAUUAUUAGGUGUGAAAUCUCAAGAUGGGGAAAAAAAUACCAAAGUUGCUAAAUUAAAAAAUGGAGAAUUUUUAAUGAUCAAUAUUGGAUCGACAUCUAUUGGAUGUAGAGUCACAGGUAUCAAAAGUGAGCUAGCCAAAUUGGAAUUAACGGGACCUGUAUGCACAAAAAUUGGAGAUAAAAUAGCAUUAAGUAGAAGAGUGGACAAGCAUUGGCGUCUAAUUGGAUGGGGCCAAAUUAAUAAGGGAAAACCCUUGGAGCUGCAAGAGCCAAUUUAA